UGCAGAUGAUUUUAACAACAGAUAUGGUAUAUGGUUUGUCGUUAGGAAUAUGUAAGCUCCAUGUGGGCUGCAGUGAAGUUCAGCCUUGGAUUUGUUUGCGAAAAGACUUUAGGGCUAAGAGGAAGAUCCGUUAUUUUAGAGACAGCUAAAUCGUGACAUGAAAUCCUAUUGACGUGGCUUAGUUGUUGUGUCGACCAUGAAAUGUUCACAUAUUGUUACCAUUGUCAGCUUUAUGUUAGGGACUGUUAUUUUGGAAACCCCAGAAAAUGGUAAACAAUCUGCUAAGGAUUUGACAAGUGAGCCGGGGCAUCUGAAACCGUUUGGAUCAGGUCGUCCAAGUAGACAGAUUGAUACAGUCGAUGGUUUUCCUGACCAAAGGGCGUUUUUGACAGACUAUGUUUUUGGGUCUAAACCACUAAAGAUGACAGGAGCUGCAAAGUUAUCGCCUGCUUUCACUUUGUGGACAGACGAUUAUUUUCUGUCGCUUGAUUUACCGGAAGACAGUACCGUUCAUCUUGAAACAAUAAAGAAAGAGAGCAGAGAUCAAAAUACUGAAGAUAUGAAGUUUCAAGAUUUUAUAAAGAUUUACAACAAAACUGAACACUACAUGGUCGAUGGUGUCCCAGAGUAUCUUGGGGGUGACUUGGUGUUCCCAUGUGCAGUCCAGUGUACUCAGUUAAUGGAAGAAAGUGUGGUCACUGCGAUGAUGUGGUUCAGCAGUGGGGGAACUAAGUCUGUAGUCCAUGCUGAUGCUGUAGACAACAUCAACUGUCUCUAUCGUGGAAACAAGACGUUCAUAAUGGUGGAUACCAACAAGUACAGAGACAAGGUAGAUCUUGAUCAUCCAGAAGGCCUGUACUCCAGCAUGGACGUUGACAGGGUUGAUUACACCAAGUUUCCCGGCAUGGCUGAGGUGGAGUUCUUCCAUGUGAACAUGGUGGCUGGUGACUGUCUCUUUAUCCCGUACAGAUGGUUUCAUCAGGUACGGUCAUUCGGCAGCAACCUAGCUGUCAAUAUCUGGUGGGACCACUACAGUGCCAGGAGUACCGACCUGGACACCUGCGGAACCUCCUGUGACCACAGCAUCAAGCUUAACAGCGUCAAGCAGCAUGGAAUGGACUCCACCAUGUCCAACAUUGGCUCCAUCAAAGACCAUCUCAUCAAUACAGUAGCUGUUAGAAGCAUAGAUCUGGAUGGUUUCAAGAACAUAUUUGCUGCAGAAAUGAUACAGACUAUUCCUAAUGAAGAGUCCAAGGCAAAAAUUGAAAGCGUCUACAAUGAACUAAUGGACGAGUUCUUCAGAACUUUGGACGUUGAUGCCGAUGGUUUAAUCAACACUCAGGACCUGAUAACAGUUCCAGAGCAGGCUUGGUGGGAUGCUCAGACGUACAUAGCAGAAGUGCAGCAACUGUUUGGCAGAGAGGACGGGGAGGAUGAGGACUUGGUCACCGACCCAGAGGACUUCCAUGAUGAGCUGUGAAUCCUGUACACCCGAAGUCCUCAAUAGUCAUCUACACCUGGAUACAUACACAAUGGACCAUGUCCAACAUUCAGUCACACUAGACUGGAGUGUCUGUAUGAAAUAAUUCAGUGACCUAAAAAAAUGUCUUUUUAGGUAUUUACUGUUGAAAAUAUUUGAUCCCAGUAUGACAACUAUGAAACUUAAUAUACCAUCCUAAUGUGAA
Haliotis rubra (blacklip abalone) is the source of this 1685-nucleotide messenger RNA. RefSeq names its product tRNA wybutosine-synthesizing protein 5-like. The record is from RefSeq and is a predicted model, not a curated record. NCBI's taxonomy places the organism in Eukaryota, Metazoa, Mollusca, Gastropoda, Lepetellida, Haliotidae. Gene Ontology annotation, molecular function: calcium ion binding; 2-oxoglutarate-dependent dioxygenase activity.